Messenger RNA from Cinclus cinclus, 1533 nucleotides. It is a transcript of the gene NOXA1, whose product is annotated as NADPH oxidase activator 1. The coding region runs from base 1 to 1533 and encodes 510 amino acids. Gene Ontology annotation, biological process: superoxide anion generation. The record is from RefSeq and is a predicted model, not a curated record. Gene Ontology annotation, molecular function: superoxide-generating NADPH oxidase activator activity; protein binding. The transcript is spliced from 15 exons. NCBI's taxonomy places the organism in Eukaryota, Metazoa, Chordata, Aves, Passeriformes, Cinclidae.
AUGGCGUACCGGGAGCUGGUGCGGCGCUGGCACGAAGCCGUGCGGGCGGCAGACCGCGGGCACUGGGACGCUGCCCUGGACGCCUUCGGCGGCAUCGCGGAGCCUCCGGCCAGGAUCUGCUUCAACAUGGGCUGCGUGCAGCUGCUGGCUGGGCGGCCCGAGGCGGCCCUGAGGGCAUUCAAUAAAACCAUUGAGAAGGACAAUUCCCUGGCAGUGGGCUACUUCCAGAGAGGGUUUGUCCACCUGCAGCUGGAAAUGUAUGAAGAAGCUCUCUCUGACUAUCACAUGGCCUUCAGUCACCUAAGACAAAAUCCCUUCAUUGAUUACAAGCAGCUGGGGCUGAGGCACAUCCUCUAUGCCUGGGAGGUGCUGUACAGCACUGCAGCAGUGCAGUGCCAUCUGCAGCAGUGGCAGGAGGCCAGAGUCACCCUAGAGAAGGCUGUUGUGUGGAGACCUGAAAGAAGAAGAGCAAUCCUAGAGCUGGCCCUUGAGCGGGUGCAGGACCACCUGUUUUUAGAGCCCAUGCUGGUUCCUCUCGGGGAACUUUUCAGACCACGAAAGAAGGAAGUUGAGCAGCUGGAUUCAAAAGACUUCCUGGGUAAACCCAAGGUGAUCUCAUCCAUCAUUCCCAAUGAUGAGUACAUUGGCUUCGAGCCUCUCAGACCUCAGAAACAGGGCUUUUAUGAACCCAGUGCCGAUGCUCUGCGGGAUGCCGAGUCCGGCUACCACCGAGUGAUGUCCCAGUACCAACCCAAGGAGCCAGCGGGGCCAGAGGUGCCAGCCGGGAGCCUCUUGUUUGUGCUGAGCAGGACAGCAGACGGCUGGGCCACGGCCAUCCACGAUGGGCAGAAGCUGCACAUCCCAAGCUCUCUCCUGGAGCCUGCCUCAAGGAUGGAUAAAUGGAAGAUCAACACUGGGAUUCCCCUUCCUCCUGCCCAGGUGCCUCCCAGCUGCCUCCAUGUGAAGCAGAAGCCGGAUCCUCCUGGGGAAGAAAAUGCUUCUGCCAAUGAUGCCAGUGCCCACAUGGACUCCAAGAUCCCCCCGGGCUGCGGGGAGGCCCCCGCGGGCACAGCCAGGCCGGCGGUGCUGCGGCUGCGCUGCGAGUGCUCGCUGGUGCUGCGGGCGGGCCCGGCCCCGGCCCUGCCGGCCCUGCGGGCCCUGCUGCGGGACAGGCUGGCUCAGCAGGCACAGCGGGGCACGCUCAGCUACAGGCUCCUGGAUGGCACAGAGCUGGGGACAGUGUCAGGACAGGAAGACCUGGGGAAGGUGUGGCAGCAGCUGACAGACGGCAGGCUGACACUCUGCUGCCAGGAUUCAGACUCCCACUCGGGCAGACCUGUUCUCUACCAGAUGCUAGCUCAGCACUCCUACCUGGCUCAGGGACCAGGGGACCUGGAGUUCAGCAAGGGAGAUGUGCUGGAUAUCCUCUCUGAAGUGAACAAGGACUGGCUGGAAGGACGCUGCAAUGGCAAGAUUGGCAUCUUCCCCAAAUGCUUCGCCACCCAAGCCAGCUGCAGUGCUGCCUUCCUAUAG